Procambarus clarkii (red swamp crayfish) is the source of this 1062-nucleotide messenger RNA. Its product is annotated as probable serine/threonine-protein kinase clkA. The record is from RefSeq and is a predicted model, not a curated record. NCBI's taxonomy places the organism in Eukaryota, Metazoa, Arthropoda, Malacostraca, Decapoda, Cambaridae.
AUGAUUGUAAAAAACAACAGUAAUAAAGCUAACGACAGCAACAGUAAUAAAGCUAACGACAGCAACAGUAAUAAAGCUAACGACAGCAACAGUAAUAAAGCUAACAACAGCAACAGUAAUAAAGCUAACGACAGCAACAGUAAUAAAGCUAACGACAACAACAGUAAUAAAGCUAACGACAACAACAGUAAUAAAGCUAACGACAACAACAGUAAUAAAGCUAACGACAGCAACAGUAAUAAAGCUAACGACAACAACAGUAAUAAAGCUAACGACAACAACAGUAAUAAAGCUAACGACAGCAACAGUAAUAAAGCUAACGACAACAACAGUAAUAAAGCUAACGAAAGCAACAGUAAUAAAGCUAACGACAGCAACAGUAAUAAAGCUAACGACAGCAACAGUAAUAAAGCUAACGACAGCAACAGUAAUAAAGCUAACGACAACAACAGUAAUAAAGCUAACGACAACAACAGUAAUAAAGCUAACGAGAACAACAGUAAUAAAGCUAACGACAACAACAAUAAUAAAGCUAACGACAACAACAGUAAUAAAGCUAACGACAACAACAGUAAUAAAGCUAACGACAACAACAGUAAUAAAGCUAACGACAACAACAGUAAUAAAGCUAACGACAGCAACAGUAAUAAAGCUAACGACAACAACAGUAAUAAAGCUAACGACAACAACAGUAAUAAAGCUAACGACAACAACAGUAAUAAAGCUAACGACAACAACAGUAAUAAAGCUAACGACAACAACAGUAAUAAAGCUAACGACAACAACAGUAAUAAAGCUAACGACAACAACAGUAAUAAAGCUAACGACAACAACAGUAAUAAAGCUAACGACAACAACAGUAAUAAAGCUAACGACAACAACAGUAAUAAAGCUAACGACAGCAACAGUAAUAAAGCUAACGACAACAACAGUAAUAAAGCUAACGACAACAACAGUAAUAAAGCUAACGACAGCAACAGUAAUAAAGCUAACGACAACAACACUGCGCUUGUGGAGGUUGAACUUCAGCUUUUGGAGCCACCCAAAACUCAGUUCGACUGA